UCAGUCACCCCACCUGUUCACCAGAGCGUAUCUCCCUAAAACCGGCGAAUCUAUUCAUCGCCCGUUUGUUUAUUCACAUACUCGCAUUAGUUGUAACUAUAUCGCUUUGACCACAUUUCUCCGUGUCAGAUAACCUGUAGAAUCUCGUGCCCUUUUAUGAAAGAAUACUCAUAAAUUAAAUUUACCAUGUGCAAAAACGACAGUGCUAAAGUGUUAUUUGGAUGUUUUAAUACAAUAUUUUUUGCAUGUGGAUUCUUGGAAGUGAUAUGUGGUUUUCUACUGCUGUGUGACUCUAAAAGAAUACUAUUGUCCCGUCUACUGGCGGCUCCUGAUGAUGACUUGUUGACUCAUCCUCCAUUCUACUAUCUGGCCCUCGCCCUGCUAGCCGCCGGACUGGCUAUGUGCGGUGUGGGAGCCCUGGGUUGCUGGGCCACUUAUAUGCCAAGUUAUGCUGUCCUUACUAUUUACUUCCUGGUGGUCCUGGCGAUGCUGCUGUGUGAGUGCGCGGGCGGAGUGCUGGCCGCGAUCUGGCCGCGCUGCCUCGGCCUGCAGAGCUCGCGCGGCGGCGCUGUCGGAGCCCUGCAGACCUACUACGCCUUGCCCGACUUCGAACACUUCACUGCCGCCGUGGACUUAGCACAAACUGAACUGCAAUGCUGCGGUAUGACCGACGCACGGAACUACGACAUGUCUAUCUGGCAGCUGCGGCGACUGGGCCCGCGCGGCAUGUCGGUGCCGCUGAGCUGCUGUGUGCAGUACGAAGACAACGUGUCUUACCUCAACCCCGCGCCGGUCAACGCGUCGCGGUGCCAGGAAGUACAGCCCAACCCGACGUUUAGAUAUGUCCCAGGCUGUUUAGUACCACUAGAAGACUGGUACCAACAACAGUACUUAAUCCUAAUGCUUGGUCUAUUCGUCGUAGCUCUCUUCAAACUGGGAGUACUGCUAAGCACAAUAUUUUCGUGCAUUCGACUCAGGAGGCGUAAGCAAAUAUUACAAGCAUUCUCACUGAAGUCUUUAGACAGUAACACGAGCGAGAACGUUUAUGAAUGUAAACUCGGGGCGGUACACGAGGAACCGAUUACUGCCAAGUACAUUCAACCGAAUAACUUCUACAGCCCAAGAAUACGUAACCCUAGGAUUUUUCAGAACAAACCUAAUGAGGUCGUAUGAGAAUUAGCAACGGAGAUAAAUGCUUUAGAGAGAAAGUUGGAAAAGUUUUCAGAUUAUUUGUAUAAGCACCAAGCUGACUCUAUCAUGUGGUGAUCAGAUUAUCAGCUGAAAUAAAAAUGUAUUGCCAGCUCUAUCUCGUUUUUGGAGAAGUCUGUCAAAAAUAAUAAAGUACGAUAAGUGUGCCAUAACUUGUCCAGGAAUAUUUAUAAGAGUAAAACAUUCCUUUAAUUUCAUUUCUUUUCUAAAGUAUUUUCUCCGGUUAUAUACUAUGAUAUAACUUCGUGUUCACUUAGUUUAUAAGGUUAGAAAUAAAUAAAACACAUUCACUCAA
Molecule: messenger RNA, 1504 nt
Organism: Helicoverpa zea (corn earworm)
Lineage: Eukaryota; Metazoa; Arthropoda; Insecta; Lepidoptera; Noctuidae
Gene: Tsp68C
Product: tetraspanin-9
Exons: 5
Coding region: 187-1173 (328 amino acids)
Cellular component (GO): membrane
Source: RefSeq, a predicted model, not a curated record